GCAGGCAUGGGAGCUGAGCGCGCCUUCCCGGCGCCCACACCUGUCUGAGCGGCGCCGCGAACCCCGGCCGCAGAGGGCAGUUGGGCGCGAGUGGUGCUCAGCAUGGCGGGGAUUCCAGGGCUCCUCCUCCUCCUCCUCGUCCUCCUCCUCCUCCUCUGUGCUGUCGGGCAGGGGAGCCCCACCGGUGCCCACUGGAAACCCACCUGGCCUGCUUACCGCCUCCCUGUCAUCCUGCCCCAGUCCACUCUCCACUUAGCCAAACCAGACUUCGGGGCCAAGGCCAAACUGGAAGUGUCCUCGUCAUGUGGACCCCAGUGUCAUAAGGGAACCCCGCUGCCCACUUACGAAGAGGUCAAGCAGUACCUGUCUUACGAGACGCUCUAUGCCAAUGGCAGCCGCACAGAGACACGGGUGGGCAUUUAUGUCCUCAGCAGUGGUGGAGGCGAGUCCGCGGGCAAGUCUCGGAGGAAGCGGCAGAUUUAUGGCUACGACAGCAGGUUCAGCAUUUUCGGGAAGGACUUCCUGCUCAACUACCCCUUCUCGACCUCGGUGAAGCUAUCCACAGGCUGCACGGGCACGCUGGUGUCGGAGAAGCACGUCCUCACAGCUGCCCACUGCAUACACGACGGGAAAACCUACGUGAAAGGAACCCAGAAACUCCGCGUGGGCUUCCUGAAGCCCAAGUUUAAAGACGGUGGCCGAGGGGCCAACAGCUCCAGCGCAGCCGUGCCCGAGAAGAUGAAGUUCCAGUGGAUCCGAGUGAAACGCACCCAUGUGCCCAAAGGCUGGAUCAAGGGCAAUGCCAAUGACAUCGGCAUGGAUUAUGACUAUGCCCUCCUGGAACUCAAAAAACUCCACAAGAGGAAGUUCAUGAAGAUUGGGGUAAGCCCUCCUGCCAAGCAGCUGCCAGGUGGCAGAAUCCACUUCUCUGGCUACGACAACGACCGGCUGGGCAAUUUGGUGUACCGCUUCUGUGACGUCAAGGAUGAGACCUAUGACCUGCUCUACCAGCAGUGUGACGCCCAGCCCGGGGCCAGCGGGUCGGGGGUCUACGUGAGGAUGUGGAAGAGACAGCAGCAAAAGUGGGAGCGAAAAAUUAUUGGCAUCUUUUCAGGGCACCAGUGGGUAGACAUGAAUGGUUCUCCCCAGGAUUUCAACGUAGCUGUUAGAAUCACCCCUCUGAAGUAUGCCCAGAUCUGCUAUUGGAUUAAAGGGAACUACCUGGAUUGCAGGGAGGGCUGACACAGGAACCCUUCCUCGGCACUUAAAGGUCUUCACAUAUUUUAGGAGAGGCCAAAUUUUGUCAUUGGGGUGUGUGUGUGCGCGUGCGUGUGUAAUGUGUCAUAACAUCUUUUACACAACUUGUUUAAAUGGCAAGAUGACUGGCAUUAUUUGAAAAUGGGUUUGUGUAUCGUAUCAUGUAAACCGGUUGAAGGCAUACUUUUGCGUAGAGAUGAAAAGCAUACUGAUGUUUGGGGCAGUAGGGACUCUAGAGAUUAAGUUAAUCAAUCUUUCACUUUUGGAGAACUUUGAUUUUUAUUUCAUCUGAACUUGUUUCAAGGGUUUAUAUUAAAUGUGUGGCAUACAGGA
Messenger RNA from Molossus molossus (Pallas's mastiff bat), 1590 nucleotides. RefSeq names its product serine protease 23 (gene PRSS23). Lineage: Eukaryota; Metazoa; Chordata; Mammalia; Chiroptera; Molossidae. Gene Ontology annotation, biological process: proteolysis. Gene Ontology annotation, molecular function: serine-type endopeptidase activity. The transcript is spliced from 2 exons. Bases 103 to 1242 code for a protein of 379 amino acids. The record is from RefSeq and is a predicted model, not a curated record.